This is a messenger RNA of Choloepus didactylus (southern two-toed sloth), 4261 nucleotides long. It is a transcript of the gene TTC5, whose product is annotated as tetratricopeptide repeat domain 5. The coding region runs from base 17 to 1339 and encodes 440 amino acids. Gene Ontology annotation, molecular function: protein binding. NCBI's taxonomy places the organism in Eukaryota, Metazoa, Chordata, Mammalia, Pilosa, Megalonychidae. The record is from RefSeq and is a predicted model, not a curated record. The transcript is spliced from 10 exons.
GCCGAGAGGCUGGGAAAUGAUGGCUGAUGAAGAGGAGGAAGUUCAGCGGAUCGUGCGGAGACUGCAGGAACUGGUGGAUCAGCUCUAUUCAUUUCGAGACUGCUAUUUUGAGACACAUAGUGUUGCAGAUGCUGGGAGAAAGCAACAGGAUGUACAGGAAGAGAUGGAGAAGACUCUGCGGCAGAUGGAGGAAGUAGUGGGUUCUGUCCAGAGCAAGGCUCAAGUCCUGAUGCUAACUGGGAAGGCCCUGAAUGUGACUCCUGAUUAUAGCCUUAGGGCUGAGGAGCUUCUUUCAAAGGCUGUGAAGCUGGAGCCCGAGCUGGUGGAAGCCUGGAACCAGCUGGGUGAGGUGUACUGGAAGAAAGGGGAUGUUGCAGCUGCCCAUACCUGCUUCUCAGGAGCCCUCACCCAUUGUAAGAACAAAGUCUCCCUGCAAAACCUGUCAAUGGUGCUUCGCCAGUUGCAGACUGACAGUGGAGAUGAACAUUCUCGUCAUAUCAUGGACAGUGUUCGACAGGCCAAGUUGGCUGUGCAGAUGGAUAUCCAUGAUGGCCGCUCUUGGUAUAUUCUGGGGAAUGCAUAUCUUUCUCUUUACUUCAAUACUGGCCAGAACCCUAAGAUCUCCCAGCAAGCCCUCAGUGCCUAUGCCCAAGCAGAGAAGGUUGAUAGGAUGGCUUCCAGCAAUCCUGACCUUCAUCUGAACAGGGCAACGUUGCAUAAAUAUGAAGAGAAUUAUGGGGAAGCCCUGGAGGGUUUCUCUAGGGCUGCAGCGCUGGACCCUGCCUGGCCAGAGCCCCUGCAACGAGAGCAACAACUUCUGGAAUUCCUGGAUAAAUUAACCAGCUUCCUUGAGAGCAAGGGAAAGGUAAAGACCAAAAAGCUGCAGAGCAUGCUGGGAAGCUUGCGCCCAGCCCAUCUGGGCCCUUGUGGCGAUGGGCACUAUCAGUCAGCCUCUGGGCAGAAGGUGACCCUGGAGCGAAAGCCAUUGAGUGCUCUGCAGUCUGGUGUGAACAGUGGUGUUGUAGUCCUGGGAAAGGUCGUGUUUAGCCUUACCACAGAGGAGAAAGUCCCCUUUACGUUUGGCCUAGUAGAUUCAGAGGGACCUUGCUAUGCAGUUAUGGUGUAUAACAUGGUGCAGAGCUGGGGAGUGCUCAUUGGGGACUCUGUGGCCAUCCCUGAGCCCAACCUUCGGCUUCACCGAAUUCAGCACAAGGGAAAGGACUAUUCCUUUUCCAGUGUUCGUGUGGAGACGCCCCUCCUGCUAGUGGUGAAUGGGAAGCUCCAGGGCUCCAGCAGCCAAGCUGCUGCUACAGUGGCAUCACGGCCACAGUGUGAAUGACCUUUCCUCAUCCCAAGCUAAAGAGAGAGUGUAGGCGAGGAGAUGCGCCCAAGGAUUUAGCAGCUGGAGCAGCCACAUCCAGUGACUUAAUUGGAGUUGGGGGUGGCAGAGGAUGUUUUACAUGAAGAUUCGCCCUUCCUCUGCCCUGUAAGACUCUUCGUGUCCCUUCUGUCUCUCCUUCUAUUAUCAUGUUCAAGCUUUCUCCAGGGCUGCACACCCCCCUGGUUUAUCUCUUCUGCCUCUUUCAGUGCUCUCUAUGUUUUAGAAAAAGAGCAAUGAAUUGGUAGAAGUGUUGGAAUCUUACCAUGAGAUAGAGUCCCCAGGGUUCCUGUUCUUGUCUCCUUCCUGAGCCUCGAGUGUAUAUAUCAGUUCAGUAUUUAUUACUAAGGGAGGGGGGUUUAAUUUUUUAACAGUCUGUUUUUUGAGUAAUUUUUAUUUUUUGUUUUUAAGAUUUGGAUCCAUCCCUUCCUCUGGGGCUGGAACUGAAUUAAAUUCCUUUGGAAAAAAAUAAAUAACCUGUAGUUUGGUCUGCUUUAAUCUUUCCAGGCUUGGAUUCAUGGUUUUAGCAUCACUUUAAUCUGUUGGAGUAAUACUCUCUUUUUUCUUUAUGCAAAAUAGUUUCUUUCUCUUCCAGUUAAAAGACUUCUGGCAACAGAAAGCUGAGGGCAGGAAUGGCAGCUCCAUAAAGUCAUUGGGGACCAGCUUCCUUUUAUUUCCCCAUUUGGUCAUUCCUAGUGUUGGUCCCUGUCAUGGUCUAAGAUGACAGAGCUGUACAAUUCUACUAGUGUUACUAAGGUGAAAUACCAGAGAAAGCUAGAUAUUCAGUUUCAUUAGAUUCUAGUGAUGUAUGUGGCGACAGUUUCUCUUAAUAUCCUUAUGGAAAAAUGGGGAAAUAUGAGGUGGGACUAAUAACUAAUAACUAAUGGCUAUAACUAGAGAGUACAUAAUGGAUACAGAUUAAUUUGGAAGACUUCUAAUAAUGUGACUUAGUCUUUGUCCUUGGUCUAGCCCCAUUCAACCAUUUAUUAGUGACUUGAGUAUCGAUGACUCAUUAAAUUUAUAAAGAAUGUACAGCUCAGAGGACUACUCAGAGGAUGGAUAGUAGAAUAAGGAUCUUUUCCUUCUGAGGAAGCUAUAAGGGCUGGAUCUAACAGGAUAAAAUUUUUUUGAAGUCUAUUAUUUUGGUCACCAAAGCUAACUUUCUAAGAUAAAUAUCUUCAAUAUUAUAUAUGAAAAAUACUAGGGAUUUAGUAGAUGAGAUAAGGUCAGUAUGAGUAACCAGUGUGAUACAGUUGCAAAAACACUUCUUUGCACCAAUGAAUCUGUGACAGCCAGAGAGAAGUUUUAAUGCAGAGUCUGUCAGACCACACGUGGAGCCUUGUAUUCUGUUCUGGGCAUCAGAUUUUGAAGUAUGUAGCCCUAGAACAGUGAUCAGGAGCUGGGGCUGGGAGGUGGGAAUGGGGGUGAGGAAUGAACAAACAUCUUGAGAAAUGACUAAAGUAGCUGGAGAGGAUGGCGGUGGGUGCAUGUAUGAAUGUUAGAGGUAGUAGGGAGACAAGAGACCCAAUACCUGUUACCCUCUUACUCCAGUCCUGAGAGGUUUUGACAUAUUCUCUGCAGGUCCAGAGGGUAGAAAAAUGACCAGUGGUGGAAACUAGUGAGAAACAAUACUUAAACAUUUUUUGAUGAAAUAUACUUCAAAAAAGUAUGCAAAAAAAAAAAAAAAAAAAAAAAAUAUAUAUAUAUAUAUAUAUAUAUAUAUAUAUAUUAUUUUUUUUUAAAGAAUACUUAGAAUACCCAUGACAUGUCCACUUGGCUUAAAAAUUAGUACUUUAGGAGCCUUUGUGUACCUUUCCAUGAUCUUGUCUCAUUCAUUUUCACAGUGGUAUAUCUCACUGUUUGAUUAUGCCACAAUUUAUUCAUCCUACUAUUAAAGAAUAUUUGGGUUGUAUUCCUUUUUUUUUUGGCUAUCAAGGCAAUGCGUUACUAAUAUUUUGUACAUGUCCCUGAUCCUCAAGUGUUAGUUUCUUUUACAGCAGUGGUUCUCAAAGAGUGAUCCCCAGCCAACAUCAGAAAUGCACAUUCUCAGGCCCCCACACAGGCUUAUUCCAUCAAAAACCCUGGAGGAGUUGCCCAGUAAUCUGUGUUUCAACAAGCCUGCCAGGUGAUUCUCAUGUACACUCAAGUUUGAAAGCUGCUGUUUCCGAGUAUUGUCUCAGAAAUGGAAUUGCUGGGUCCUAUAGUGUAUACAACUCAACUUUUUUGGGAAAUGCCAGACAUUUCCAAAGUGGGCAUAGCAAUUUAUGUUUCUACUAUCUGUAGAUAACCCUUCAUGAUCUCCCCCAACCUCUUCUGUGCUUGUUGUCUUACUUUGCAGGCAUUACAAAGAUAGGAGGUACAAAUAUUUCCUUGUGGCCUUCAUUUGCAUUUUUCUGACUAUUAAUGAGGUUGAGUAUCUUUUUGUGUAUCUACAAGCCACUAAUAGUUCUCUUUGGUAAAUGCCUAGUCACGUCUUUGCCCACUUUUGUAUUUGGAUUUCUAAUUGAUUUGUAGGAUUUUUAAAAUCUAUCCUGUACUAAUCUUUAAUCAGUUUAUGUGCCACAAACAUCAUCUAGCCUUUUUUUUUUUAAUCUCUUUUUAUUUUCUUUAUUGGAUCCUUUUCUGAACAGAAGCUCUUAAUUUCAGUGUCAUUGCAUUUAUCACUCUUCUUUUGUGGUUAGUGCUUUUUUUUGUGUCUUAAGAAGUACUUCCCUGUUGUAAAGUGAUAAAGACAUUUCCCCUUUCGUUUUAUGGUCUUAUCAUUUGUUCUUUUCUUACAUUGUGGCUUUUGAAAAUGUUGUGCUGUAUUAUCCAAAUUUUUUCCUAAUGAAUAAUUAAUUGUACCAGCUCCUUUUAUUAAAGAAUCCAUGUUUUCCCCAUUGA